Ilyonectria robusta is the source of this 1476-nucleotide messenger RNA. RefSeq names its product aldehyde dehydrogenase domain-containing protein. The record is from RefSeq and is a predicted model, not a curated record. Lineage: Eukaryota; Fungi; Ascomycota; Sordariomycetes; Hypocreales; Nectriaceae. Gene Ontology annotation, molecular function: aldehyde dehydrogenase (NAD+) activity. The coding region runs from base 1 to 1476 and encodes 491 amino acids. The transcript has 3 exons.
AUGGGCGAUUCACUCCUGACGUCGGGUGCUCCCAAACUGGUGCAGCCACGAAUGCUCAUAGCCGGCAAGUUGGUUGAGGCGUCGGAUAAAGCUACCUUCCCGUUGUUCAAUCCCGCCACCGGCGCAAAAGUUGCGGAUGUCCCCGAAGCCACCGAAGAGGAUGUCAACACCGCUGUGGCAGCGGCAAAGGCUGCGUUCCCAGCUUGGUCGGCCCUGGACCCAGCCAAACGCGGCGCGUGCCUGAAGAAACUGGCAGCUCUGAUUCGGGAACAUCACGAUGAACUGGCCUUGCUUGAGGCUACCUCUGCAGGCCGGCCGAUAUCUGGAUACAUCGAUGGACCUGCUGCUGCCGGGCACUUUGAGCAUUACGCAGAGGCUUGGCCCUCGAUUCAGGGCCAGGCAAGUCUCAACACGCCUGGCUAUGUCACCAUGACGCUUCGACAGCCAUACGGAGUCGCAGCGGCGAUUAUUCCUUGGAAUGUUCCUCUUUUAUUCUUCGCGGGCAAGACAGCCCCUGCUUUGAUUACUGGCAAUACCGUCGUACUCAAAUCCAGCGAGAAAGCUCCACUUGCGGCAGCAAAAGUCGGCGAGUUGAUCGUCAAAGCCGGUUUCCCUCCAGGCGUCUUCAACGUCAUCUCAGGCCACGGUUUGCCUUCAGGCGCUGCGCUUUCAGAGCAUAUGGACGUAAGUGUAUUGAGCUUUACGGGAUCUGGACGUACCGGCCGAGCGAUCCAGGAGGCGGCAGCCAGGACAAACCUGAAAAAGGUCAUUCUCGAGCUAGGUGGCAAGUCGCCUGCUAUCGUUUUCGACGAUGCAGACGUUGAAAAGGCUGCCGAAGAGACAAUGCACAGUAUCCAGUGGAACAGCGGUCAAGUUUGUAUGGCAAACUCUCGAAUUUACGUGCAAGAGGGCAUCGCCACAGCAUUCCUGGAAACGUUCAAGCGCAAGUUCGCAGCUGCCAGAGCGGGCGAUCCGACAGUUAAGGACACCAACCAUGGACCACAGGCGGAUGAGACUCAAUACAAAUUUGUCUUGUCAUAUAUCGAGGAAGGAAAGAAGUCUGGGUCAAUUGCAUUGGGCGGCGGUGGAAACUUGCAAAGUACUGGCGGGUAUUUCAUCGAGCCAACCAUCUUUGUGGAAACUCCAGAGAAUGCCCGCAUAAUGAAAGAAGAGGUCUUCGGGCCAGUUGUCAAUAUCAAUGUCAUCAAGACGGAAGAAGAGGCCAUCGAGAAGGCCAACGAUACGGACUUCGGCCUCUACUCGGCUGUUUACACCAAGAACAUCGAUCGAGCAAUGAGAGUCGCCAAAGCGCUCAACUCUGGGUACGUGGGAAUAAAUUGCACGAGCCCCCAGACAGCAAGGGACUUGCCAUUUGGAGGGUACAAAUUGUCUGGGCAGGGAAGAGAGGGAUGGUUGCACAGUAUGGACAAUUUUCUCGAAACAAAGAGCGUGAUGAUGAAGGUAGAGAUGCAGUGA